Pseudopipra pipra is the source of this 2201-nucleotide messenger RNA. RefSeq names its product CD9 molecule (gene CD9). Lineage: Eukaryota; Metazoa; Chordata; Aves; Passeriformes; Pipridae. The coding region runs from base 105 to 779 and encodes 224 amino acids. Gene Ontology annotation, cellular component: plasma membrane. The transcript is spliced from 8 exons. The record is from RefSeq and is a predicted model, not a curated record.
CGGGCGGAGGGGAGUCCCCGGAGGAUCCUGGGCACAGCCGGAUUUAAGGAGCGGCGCCGGACCGAAGGAGCCUCGCCCCGACCGUGCCUGCAGGAGCCGCCACCAUGCCCGUCAAAGGAGGCACCAAGUGCAUCAAGUACCUGCUCUUCGGCUUCAACUUCAUCUUCUGGCUGGCAGGGACAGCAGUUCUUGCAGUUGGACUAUGGCUUCACUUUGAUUCACAGACCAAAAGCAUCUUUGAACUGGAAUCCAACCAGACGACGUUUUACACAGGUGUUUACAUCCUUAUUGGAGCUGGGGCACUUAUGAUGCUGGUUGGUUUCUUGGGAUGCUGUGGUGCAUCACAGGAAUCUCAGUGUAUGCUUGGCCUGUUCUUCUUCUUCCUUUUUGUGAUUUUUGCCCUUGAAAUUGGUGCUGGAAUCUGGGGAUUUUCAAACAAAGAAAAGAUUAUUGACGAGUUGAAGGAGUUCUACAUGGACACCUAUAAGAAGAGAACUCAACCAGGUGCCAAAGAGACCCUGACAGCAUUUCAGCUCGCUCUGAACUGCUGUGGCCUUACUGGAAGUAUUGAGCAGAUGUUCAUGGAAACCUGUCCGAAAAAGACGUUGACUGAGGCAAUCACUGUAAAGUCCUGCCCUGCUGCCAUCGAUGACGUCUUCAAAUCGAAAUUCAAUGUCAUUGGAGCAGUUGGCCUUUGCAUUGCUGUGAUGAUGGUUAUUGGCAUGAUAUUCAGUAUGAUUCUCUGCUGUGCCAUCCGCAGGGAAAGAGAGAUGGUCUAAGAGCUACAAACCCAAGACUCCUGCACUAUAAAAUCUUUGUCAUUAACUUUAGUGUUCUGAGAGCAUUUCUAAAAAGUUAUAUAUUUGUUACCUUUUUAAUGCUUUAUUUGGUACUGAUGUAGGUUUUGCUUUUUAUGUUAUAGGUUAAAAUGAUAAAGGUUUAUCUGACUCAACACAAAUAUUGUACAUAAAAUAUCUGACUUUCUUGAAACUUACAUAAUUUGGAUAUAAUUUAUGUUGGAGACAAUUUGAUAAUAAAGAGUAAGAUGUAUUGUAUUGUUUGUGGGGGAGGAGAGAUGUUGCUGUAUUGAUUAAUCCUACUGUUUGAUGCAUAGCAUGGAGUGGAACUUGCAUAACAUGAUAAGUGUUAAAUCCCUAGGGCUUUAGUACAAAGCAGGAAAUAACUCCUAUAUCAAUGCCAUAUUUGAAGGGAAUUCCAAGGAGUGGGAGAUGCUGUCAGAGCACGUUAGAGAAGGCAUGGCCAUUCCUCCUUUCCUUGGCGUGUGGAACAAAAGCAGGUCUUAAUAACAUUCCUAAAAUGUCACUGCAGUAACACUUUACUGUCGUCUUCCUGGAGGGUGGCAAAGGCUGAGUGUCACCAGGGUGAUGUGCAGGCACUGGUGCCUUGAUGCAGCCAGGCUGGGCUCUGCUCUGGAGCCAGCUGGGCCUCCUUACAUCAGCCUGUCUGCUGGCAGAACUGUCCCCUGACGUGGCCUAGGUCCCUCAGCAAGGCAGAUUCCCUAGUGUUUGCUCAGGAUUUUUGCACUGGCUGGCUUUGUGCAUUGUUUCUCCAAAGCCACAGGGGUACAAUCUCAAGGGCUUACAACACGUGUGCCAAAUCUCAGGUUUCCAAUUGGAAUAAACACAAGUUGCAUGAGAAGUUACUGUCCAGCUCUGCAGUUGCAGAGUUGUGGCUUAACCUGUUUCAGUUAAAAAAUGGAUGUGGGAGAGAGUGGAGACAUCAAUGUGGAACCCUUAGCUUGAAGAAUUACCAGUUUGUCCUAUACUUCUGCUCUAAAUGGCUUUUUAAGUGGGUUUUGUCUCAAAUACCUUCUGGUGGGGGCUGCCCAUGGGGUCCUUACCAGCAAGUCAAUGUGCUAUACCUCGUAUUCCCUCACUGUAGUAUCUCAUCUGUGUUCUCAGAAGCUUCUGGUCUUUGGGUGCUACAAAUAUCUCUUGGUAUUCUUUGCUUGUUCCCACUUUUCUCUUGCAAGGAGGUUGGUAUUUACUAUGAGAAAUACUGGAUUUUGUGAGGGUUGGGCUCUUUUUGAAGCUCUGAAUGAUGCAUGAAUGUAUUGCCACCGUUGUGUUACCCACUGUCACUUGUCUAAGGCAACCAUGCAGCUCUCCUCUGUAAUAUGUUGCACUGUUCUGUGUUCGUGGGCUUUCUGAAAAAAGAAUUUAAAAAAAUUCAAAUGGUAA